Molecule: messenger RNA, 2093 nt
Organism: Leptopilina heterotoma
Lineage: Eukaryota; Metazoa; Arthropoda; Insecta; Hymenoptera; Figitidae
Product: venom carboxylesterase-6-like
Exons: 7
Coding region: 89-1699 (536 amino acids)
Source: RefSeq, a predicted model, not a curated record
AAUUGUUUUAACAGCUUUGUUUUCAACCAUACAGGUGUUGAGUCAGAAAAAAGAAACUUGAUAAUAUUUAAAAAGAAAACAAAUCGUUAUGAAAAAACUUACAAUGAUUCCGGUUGUUAUUUCAAUGUUCAUUUUCGUGUUAAAUGCAGAAUCUAUAAUAGAAAUUUCUCAAGGGAAAUUGGUAGGUACUACCAUGUUAUCUAGAAAUGGAAGGAUAUUUUCAGCUUAUCUUGGACUACCGUAUGCGCAAACUCCAGUGGGAAAUUUAAGAUUCAAAAGACCUUUACCAGCUGCUAACUGGCAAGGUGUUAAAAAAGCAACAACCCAUCAAAACUUCUGUCCUCAGCUAUUCCUAAAUAUAAUCAUAGGCAGUGAAGACUGUUUAUAUUUAAACGUUUAUAGUCCAUUGAGAACAAAAAAUAAUACACUACUACCAGUGAUGGUUUGGAUUCACGGUGGAGGUUUUUUUAGCGGAACUGGAAGCCUAUUUGGUGCAAAUAACUUCUUGGACAAGGACAUAAUUUUAGUAACAUUCAAUUAUAGAUUAGGAAUUUUGGGUUUUUUUACGACAGGCGAUUUGUCAGCACCAGGUAACUUUGGUCUAAAAGAUCAAGUUCUAGCAUUAAAAUGGGUUAAAAGGAACAUCAAAGCUUUCGGUGGAGAUCCAAAUAGAGUAACAAUAUUUGGAGAAAGUGCAGGUGGCGCAAGUGUCAGUCUUCAUGCUCUCUCAGAAGCAAGCAAUGGACUUUUCCAACAAUACAUUAUUCAAAGUGGCAGCUCUCUAAGUCCUUGGUGCCUUCAAAGUAGUAGUAAAUUUAGAGAACCUGUUAUGAAAAUUGCAAAAAUGGUCCAAUGUUCUUUCAAUAAUUCAAAAACAUUCGUUAAUUGCUUAAGAAGUAAAAGUGUGGAAACUUUAUUACAUACAAAUGGGGCAUUUGAUUCAAAACUAGAUUUUCAUCCUGUAAAAUGGUUACCAGUCGAAGAGCCUAAAAAUAAAGACGCCUUUUUAAUAGAUUCUCCAAAAAACUUAAUAGCUAACAAUAAAAUGAAAGAUCUUCCAUUCAUUAGUGGUAUAGUUGCUGAUGAAGGAUUAUUAUUUACUGAUGCUUCAUAUAAAGAUGAGAAUGUAUAUAAUUUUGUUAAAGCAGACAUAAGGAAUAUUCUCUCAUACACUGCUGAUCAUUUUCUCGAUUUAAAAAACACCAAUAAAUUCGUGGACGAUGUGAAGAAAUUUUAUUUUAAUAAUUCUUUUACAAUACCAGAAAAGUCAGAGUUUCUAAAAAGUCUCACCGACACUUUUAGUGACGCUGCAUUUCUAUAUCCAGAAUUAAGAUUGGUGCAAAAAACAACACCCAGAAUGCGAAAUUCUAAUUAUUUGUAUUCCUUUGGUUUAGCAAAUUCUUCACCAAAUACUGGAGUUGGUCAUGGUGGAGAAUUACCAUUUUUAUUUCCAUUAUUAGUCAAUGUUAAUUUAAAUGUAAGUCAAAUUUUGGUGGAUUUGUGGACUUCAUUUGCUAUUAAUGGAAAGCCAACAUCUUCUAAGUUAACUCCACCUGAUCUGUGGAAACCAUAUGACGUACAGAAGAAUACUCAUCUUCAAAUUGGAAAUAUUGAUAACAACACAGAUCCGAAAAUUACACUUUCGAAUUCAUUCUAUACAAAGAGGAUGAAUUUCUGGAAAACUAUGUAUCCUAUUUGAUAUUUUUAUUCUUUCUAAAUAAGAUAAGAAUUUAUUUAUUUAAUUGAAUCUCCACAGACAUUUAGGUAAUAAAUAAUAGUUUCAAAAAAAAAUUUCAUUAAUUUCUGUCGUCAAAUCGCAAUUUACCUUCUUUACUGUUUUGAUUUCUCGUUUGAAGUAAGAUUUCCUAAGAAGAAUACGAAACUGAUUCUAGAUUUUAAAAAUACAAAAUGGCGGAUCCAAUAUGGCGGACUUUUAUUCAAAAAGGGUACCUAAGUGCUCUGUACAUUUGUCUACUUGAAUUACCUGAAUGUUUACCAAAAAGUGAACCAUUUAAGAAAAUACAUUGUUUAUUACACGUCAUAUUUUUGGAGAUAAUCCCUUAACCCCUUGGCUGUCAACGAGAUUUCCACUG